Molecule: messenger RNA, 1554 nt
Organism: Eucalyptus grandis
Lineage: Eukaryota; Viridiplantae; Streptophyta; Magnoliopsida; Myrtales; Myrtaceae
Product: pentatricopeptide repeat-containing protein At5g03800-like
Exons: 2
Coding region: 1-1554 (517 amino acids)
Biological process (GO): RNA modification
Molecular function (GO): protein binding; RNA binding
Source: RefSeq, a predicted model, not a curated record
AUGGAUAAAGAAAUUCUCCCCUCCUCUUCCUCUCCGCCAUCCUCGUCGCUUUCCCUCCCUAAACCGAAGCCCCUCCACUCCGCCGCCGCCGCCGCCGCCGCCGCCGCCUCCACCCAAUUCCCUUCGCCCCGACCUCCGCCGUCACCGCUCCCGCCGCCCUGUCGCCCCGAAAGCCGACGCCUUUUCGCCUCCGAGCCCUUCGACGGCCCUCCCCCGCCGGACGCCGCGGCGGCCGUUGGUUCUCUUACCGACGACUGCUUCGACUUGCUUCGCUUCUCCGUGAGGUGCGGCGACGUCGACCUCGCCAGAGCCGUGCACGCUGUGUUCCUCAGGCUCGAGCUCGAGGAGAAUCCCAGUUUGGGCAAUGCUCUCAUCGUGGCCUACCUCAAGCUUGGCCGCACUUCGGAUGCUUACGGCGUCUUCGGUGGGCUGUCGCGUCCCAACGUGGUUUCUUACACGGCCGUCGUCUCUGGUCUCGCUAAGGCGGACCGAGGACUCGAAGCGGUGGAGGUUUUCUUUAGAUUGAUGGGUUCGGGUAUUCACCCGAAUGAGUAUAGCUUCGUUGCGAUUCUGACCGCUUGUAUACGGCUAACUGAAUUGGAUCUGGGCGUGCAAGUCCAUGCUUUGGUGGCUAAAACGGGUUAUUUAGAAAGCACUUUCGUUUCGAAUGCACUUAUGGCUAUGUACAAUAAAUGCGAGUGUCUGGAUUCUGCUCUUGCAUUGUUUGACGAAAUGCCUAAGAGAGACGUUGCUUCCUGGAAUACUGUAGUUUCUGGAUUGGUGAAGGCCCAAAUGUACGAGAGGGCGUUUGAAUCUUUUCGGCAAAUGGACCAAAUUGAUGGUUUUAGAGUCGAUCAUAUGAUGCUUUCUGUGCUCUUGACUGCCUGUACUGACGCUAGUAGUUUAAUUAGAGGAAAAGAAAUUCAUGCUCAUGCCAUCAGAAUUGGUAUGGAGACUGACUUGAGUGUCAACAAUGCACUUAUUGGAUUUUACAUAAAAUAUGGAACCAUAGACGAUGUGGAGGCCUUGUUUGAGAAGAUGGCCACGAGGGAUGUUAUCACUUGGACAGAGAUGAUCAGAGCAUAUGCAGAGUUUGGGUUGAUUGAUCUGGCUAUGGAGAUUUUUCAUAUAAUGCCAGAGAAGAAUUGUGUUUCUCACAAUGCCCUUUUGGCAGGACUUUGUGAAAAUGGCAAAGCUUUUGAAGUGAUAGAUUUAUUUAUUAGUAUGGUGGAGGAGGGCUUGGAGUUGACUGACUACACCUUAACUACUGUUGCUAAGGCCUGUGGGUUGCUUGGGGAAGGGAAACUUAGUGAGCAGUUGCAAGGGUUUAUUAUCAAGUUUGGUCUCCUGGCCAAUGCUUGUGUGGAAGCAGCUUUGCUUGAUAUGUGCACUCAUUGUGGGAGGAUGGUGGCUGCUGGAAAAAUGUUCAAACGAUGGCCUUUUGAGUGGGAUAGCUCUAUUAUUUGUACUUCUAUGAUAUGUGGGUAUGCACGUAAUGGGCUGCCAGAUGAGGCAAUAUCGCUAUUUUGCCGUUGUAAAGCAGAAGGAGCAUAA